AUGCUGGCUUUGUCCAUAGAGAACUGUGCGCGCGAACAGGAACUGGAGAAAAUAGCCUUACAGACGAUAGAAGAAAAUCGGCGUGAGGAGGAAAUGUAUGCACAGGAAGCGACGGAGCUCGAAGGCGUAGUCGCAGAGCUUGAUUCACAAAAGAGCAAAAUGCCAGAAGACCAACAGCGACUGCAAGAAAGUCUGCGCGAAAAGCGCGACGUCGUCGAAGACCGUGCACAUCGUAAGUUGUCAUUCCCAUUUAUGUUCUCAUGCUGCGCAUGUCAGCCAAGUUAA
This is a messenger RNA of Chondrus crispus (carragheen), 285 nucleotides long. RefSeq lists its product as hypothetical. The transcript has a single exon. The record is from RefSeq and is a predicted model, not a curated record. Bases 1 to 285 code for a protein of 94 amino acids. Lineage: Eukaryota; Rhodophyta; Florideophyceae; Gigartinales; Gigartinaceae.